ACGUUGAUGUAGCGACAAAAGAUUUAACGGCUUACACACAAUGGGAGGAUUCAGUUUCAUCACACAGGGUGGCUGUACGCUGCCAGCUUCAAGCUUGUAGACUAGCCUGUAUUUCAGGUUUCUGUCAGGUGGGGACUUUGCGUGUACCGUGACCUUAAAAUGUUAGCUGGCAGAAUUUUGGAGCAAGAGUAUGACAAGAAUGGGAAACCUUGGUACGACCCGCAGGACCUUGAACACGAUCUCCAUCUGGCGGCAGAGCUGGGGAAAACCCUCCUCGAAAGGAACCAUGAGCUGGAGCAGGCCCUGCAGCAGAUGUACUCCACCAACCAGGAGCAGCUGCAGGAGAUUGAGUACCUGACCAAGCAGGUGGACCUACUGCGUCAGAUGAACGACCAGCACACCAAAGUGUAUGAGCAGCUAGACACGGCCGCCAGAGAUUUGGAGCAAGGCAACAGGAGACUCAUGCAGGACAACCGCCUGGCCCAGCACAAGAUCUAUAGUCUAACUGAGACCAUCGAAGCGCUUCAGACCCACAUGGAGGACCUACAGACCCAGGUGGAUGAUCUCAAGACUGCCCAGGCAGAGCGAGACAAAAGACAGCUGGCAGAGCAUCGACGCAGCCUCGGAGCACAGAGCGUGUCCUGUCUCAAAGAGCUGUACGACUUGCAUCAUGACAGGUACCUAACCCACGAUAGCCUGCAUGUGUACAGACUCUGUUCACCUCAGGGCUCCUUCUAUGACCGAGACAGACUCCAAGACCCAGAGGAGGAGAAUUUGGCGCUCCAGCACUCCAUCCAGAUCCUUAAGAGCCAGACAGCUGCGGAGCGGAGCCGCAGGGAGGCUGCAGAGAGGGAGAGUGAGCUGACAGCCAGGGAGAACAGAGGGCUGGAGGAGCGGCUGGCAGUGCUGGCCGGCUGCCGGGCCAGGCAGAAGGAGCUGGAGGCUGAAGUGGAGCAGCUGCGGCUUCUGUGGCGCGCUGACUGGGCCAACAGUGUCAGAAGACCGGUCCAGCUGCUGUUGCCUGACACAGUAUUCUUUGCCUCAGAAGAAAAGCCAAGCCUAGAUCAGAGUGAGACAGAAGAGAAGGUAGAAAAUGAUGGGGAGCAGAGAAGGUCCAGCCGACAGAGGUGUAACAGUGACAGCGCUCUGAGAGCAGCAAACCCAGACAGGAUUCUGCACGAGGAGCUGUGUAUACGGCGAGCCAAGGCAGUGAAACAGCGGGGCAUCUCUCUGCUCAACGAGGUGGAUGCACAGUACAGUGCACUGCAGGUGAAAUAUGAUGAGCUGCUGCGACGAUGCCAGCGAACAACAGAGGACCUCAGCCAUAAAGCUGUCCAGACAUCCAGCAGUCCCUUUGUGAGCACCUGGACCUGCCCACGUCUCUCCAGCUCAGGUACUCUCUCCGAUCUGACGACGGCUCUGGAAGAUGGCCAGCCUGAGUACAAAGCCCUCUUCAAGGAGAUCUUCACCUGCCUCCAAAAGACCAAAGAGGACCUCAGCGAGAACAGACAACCCUUCCAGAACCGUGAUCCCCAGAGCUCUGCCAAAUGAUUGUUAUUCCUCGUCCUGGGACUCGCUUACAUGUGUGAAAGAAGAAACUAUGCUAUAAAAAUAUCUAGAGGGUGCAGAUGCAGUAAGUACAAUCAGCAUGAUAAAACUUAUAGAAAGCAGCUGUUUGAUUUGAAGUAAAAUACAUUGCAAAGUUUAACAACAACUAAUCAGAAGGCGCUAGAUGGAAUUAUUGUAUAAGAAGCUAUUUAUACUUUGAUUAAUACGUCAGAUUUUUCAGAUCCUCAGCUAAUAAAAUAUACUUUUAUGGGUUUAGCCUGACCUCCAAAGAUUUUAUGUCCUUCUACAACAGUAUUCAAAGAUUUUAUGUCCAUCUACAACAGUAUUCAGUGUUUAUAUGAUGUUAACCAUGUGACCACAUGCUUGGGAAAGAGAAGCACACAUUAAAUUGAAUUUUGCUGGUUAAGCUGGAGAUGUAACUGUUACGUAUGACCUACAAAGACACUGGCAUGUUGUAAUUGGAUAAAAGCUAUGUAAGAACUAAAGCCUCGGGAGUUUGAUAAUUGGCUUAACAAUUAGCCUAGUGUGAGUUGUUUUUUUUUAUAAGUGGGCAGUAGCUGGCUCAGCUUUUGAGGGUCAUUAACUGGUCACCAGAAAAUAUCAGUGGACACUUGGAAAGAGUUUCUAAUAUCCUAUACUUUGUUUUCAUGUCUGUGUACAGCUUAGGCUCUGCCAAGUGUCUGUGUGCCAGUAGGAAACACAACAGCUCUGCACUUUUUUUUUUGUCUGUAUACCAGUUUUUUAUUUAUUGUUUGACAGACUUUAGACAGAUGAUUAAAUGUUAUUUAUUUUCUUUGUUGCUAAAUAUUCAGAGCAGAUUAUAUAGCUGACAGUGACUGGGGUGAAGUUAUAUGUUUACACUGAGGUGCUUUUUCUGUGGUUGUAAAUAUUCUGUUGACUACAGAGGAGGCUUAGGACCACUGUAAACAAUGGAAGUUCUGAGUUUUUUUUUUUUCUCAGAAGUCUUAUUUUAAAGCAGACUUUUUUUAAAAAGACAGAAUUCUAAGAAAUGAGUCAGAAUCCUGGAAAAAAAAAUUCAGGUGUUUAAAGUCAGAACUCAGAUGUUUUACAGUGGCCCCAAUCCUCUUCCAUAGUUUGGUACAAGUGACUGAAAGAAAAUAAAGAGAGAAAUGGAAAACAUAAA
Molecule: messenger RNA, 2713 nt
Organism: Monopterus albus (swamp eel)
Lineage: Eukaryota; Metazoa; Chordata; Actinopteri; Synbranchiformes; Synbranchidae
Gene: cdr2a
Product: cerebellar degeneration-related protein 2a
Exons: 7
Coding region: 160-1551 (463 amino acids)
Source: RefSeq, a predicted model, not a curated record